AUGACGAACAAAUGGGUGAACGCACUGCACGAUGACGCCGCACAGGUACAUGCUAUUGGGCCAUGCGUCACGAUGGGUGACCUCAACGGGGACGGUGAUGUGAAGCUGAUCGUCGCUGAUAUGGGCAUUAAUAGAAUCAACAUGCGCCUCCGCAUCUUCAAAGGGGUCGGCGUGGUCGGGGAGUCCGUACUUGCCGAAGUCCCAGGUGCUGUCUGCUGUUUCCACAAUGAACAGACUACCGUACCAUCGGUCGCCAUCGCAUCCGGCCAUUCGCUGCUCAUCUACAAGAAUCUCAAGCCCUUCUACAAGUUUACGGUCCCUGGUUCGAAGGUGAACCCGAUCGAGGAAGAAGCCUGGCAAAAAGCCGGUGCCGGCGAGAUUUCGGUAAAUCAGCUCAACACUGUACUCAGCAACCUUAAACAAGAGGUACUCCUCCGGAACCUCACCUCCACCUCACAGACUUUCCUGCUGGCCAGUGAGGACGACAGGGUGGCGCUGGUGCAUCGUUAUGGCCAGAAAACACUUCAGAAUACGUGCUCGAUUACCUGCUUGACAGCCAUCAAAAAGAAUACAGCCGAUGUCUCGCCAAUCGACGUGCUAGUUAUCGGAACCGAACGUGGGGUGGUGCAUGCCAUCGAUUCACAGGCUUUCACUGUCGUCCUGACCUGCCAACUCCCAUCGACUCCAGCAUUUCUAUGUACGCAUGGAGUCUUCGACGUCGAUUUCCGAAUCUUUGUCGCAACCCGUGACGGUCAGAUUUUCACGGUCAAACGGGACCAGGCCCGAGUGGACAAGCCGACGAUCACCAUGAAAGCCGAUAUUUUGGCUAUUACAAAGCUUAACAAAAUGUUAGCCGUCGCCUGCGUCGACAACACUCUCACGUUUUUCACGUUCAAGGGCAAACGCCAGAAUCAGAUCAAACUGCACUCCCCGAUCCGCGGCCUCGAGCCGUUCUCCUACGCCCCUCGGCAGUACACCGGCGUUUUGGUGGCCCUCGAUCAUCAGGUGCGCAUCUACAAUGACAUGUUCCAACUCGACCAACUGCGCGUCGAUCCGAAAAUACGGUGGAUAAAGUAUGGACCGUUUGGGAGGGAGGAGGGCGGAUUGAUUAUUGGCACCACUGAGGGCGGCAUCAUCGUCAAGCUGUUCAGGCGGUUGGCCAAGCUGGACGAGAAGAUUGAGAUCAACCAACAGGUAGCCGCCCACAACAUAAAACUCAGCAUCCCCCGAAAAACGCGAGUUUUUGUGGAUCAAGCGAUGCGAGAGAGAGAAGCCGGCAUUCAGAUGCAUCAGGCCUAUCAACGCGAUCUAUUCAUGCUGAAAUACCUAACAACAAAGACGUUCUACGAGAUGACACGAUCAUCCUUGAAUACAGUUGCUAUUUCUGGUGAUUCGAAAGAGGCUGUCGAUAUUAGUGUCGAAAUACACGGUUUUGGACCAUCCUUCAGACUAACGGUCAAUCUCAACAAUAGCUCUAAAUCCCCAAUCGAUGAGGCUGUGAUAUCAUUCAUUUACGAUUCGUCAAUGUAUCGAUUUCAGCAUUCGAUGAUUAAUAUUGCAUACGUGGUACCUGGCCGUUCCUACUCCUAUUUCACGGGCGUCACCUGUCUACACCCGGAAAAAGGCACGAAUUCGGAAGUGCGAGCCCUGCUGUGUAAAAAGGAUCGCAGCAAUCCGCUCGUCACAUCCAUCAUCACGAUGCCAAUAUCGGAAAUGAGCCUAUUGGAU
Molecule: messenger RNA, 1728 nt
Organism: Mesorhabditis spiculigera
Lineage: Eukaryota; Metazoa; Nematoda; Chromadorea; Rhabditida; Rhabditidae
Source: the annotation of a GenBank genome assembly